AUGGACUCUUACGACGAGAUCCAUGAUGCCCUCCAGGAUGUCACCAACAACCCUGAUGAGAUCGUCGCCGACGACGAUGACGCCCAGUUUCCUGCCCAGGACAAGAAGCCAGCGUUUUUGAACCCCCAGGAGGCUGGCUGGUCGGAACCCGUUCCAUUUACUUAUGACCGCUUCGCUAUCAAGGACUUCACUGACUGGGCUGGAAUCGCGCCUCGGUACGAAUGGAAGGAAGAAUACGGUGAAGUAGGCCCUCGCAACGUGGAGCUGGAAAGGCAACUGUUCAACGCCGAGUUCGUUCCUAGAGCAGGCGAACGUUUCAAUGAGCUGCAGCAAGCUGGCGAGCAGGCCCCGUACUCGGUCAAUGUCGAGAGUGAAUUAACUCUCGAGCCCAUCACCACCUUCGAAGAAGCUGGAAUCCACCCGGCUAUGAUCGAAAAUCUCCAACUUUGCAAUUACGAAUGGCCUACUGCCAUUCAAUGCUACACGAUCCCUGCAAUUCGGGAGGGCCGGGACGUGAUUGGAAUCGCUCAAACUGGUUCCGGAAAAACUGGUGCCUUCUUGAUCCCCAUCCUCUCCAAGCUCAUGGGAAAGGCCAAGAAAUUGGCAGCACCUCGACCCAUCAUUACGGAGGACUGGGAUUCGAAGCGGCAUGGAGUCCUUGCAGAGCCCCUGGUCUUGAUCGUUUGUCCUACUCGAGAACUUGCCAACCAAAUCUUUGAUGAGGCACGCAGACUUUGCUAUCGAUCUAUGCUUCGUCCCUGUGUGGCCUACGGUGGUGCUCCGCAUAAAUCCCAGCGCGAGGAGCUUCAAAAAGGUUGUGAUAUCCUCGUCGGUACUCCCGGACGUAUCCUUGAUUUCAUGCGUCAGCCCAACACCUUGACGACCAAACGUGUUCGAUACACGGUGAUUGAUGAGGCCGACGAGCUCCUGCAAGCUGACUGGGAGAUGGAUUUCAAAUACUUGAUGUCUGGUGGAGACCAGAACGAAGAUGCUGAUCAUCGUUAUCUCAUGUUUUCGGCUUCUUUCAAUAAAGAGUGCCGAAAGCUGGCAGAGAAUUAUCUGAGCAAGGAUCACGUUCGAAUCCGAAUCUCUCGCCCAGGGAGUGUUGUAAAGCAUAUCCGGCAAAACAUUCACUGGAUUCACAAGUCCGAUAAGAAACAGGCUCUGUACGAUCUUGUCCUGAGCUUGGCACCCACCCGCACCCUGAUCUUCGUAAACAGCAAGUUGGAAGUGGACUAUGUCGACGACUACCUGUAUAACCACGGGCUUCCCACGACUUCCCUGCAUGGAGAUCGCACUCAGCCGGAGCGAGAGGAUGCAAUCCGUUCGUUCCGCACUGCCAAAUGCCCAAUAAUGGUGACCACUGGGGUGUCCGCUCGUGGCCUGGACAUCGUUAACGUCAUGCAUGUGAUCAACUACGACCUUCCCCGUGCUUCUCAGGGUGGCAUCACCGAGUAUAUGCACCGUAUCGGUCGAACUGCUCGUAUUGGUAACGUGGGACUGGCAACCUCGUUCUACAACGACAAUGAUGAAGACUUGGCCGCAGACCUCGUUAAACUGCUUAUGGAGAAUGAUCAGGAGAUCCCACCCUUUCUGGAACCCUACAAACCAUCUGAUGCGAAUUUAACCUUUGGGGAUGACUCCACCGAUAGUGAGGCUGAGAAGGGACGAGGCGAAACUGGUGCCUGGGCGGCCGGUAGCGACGACGCCGAGGAGGAGAACGAGGGAGAUGACAAGGGAGAAGACGGAGAUUCUGCAUGGGGCCAGGAUGCUGAGGCUGCCGAGUCGACUCAUGAGGAGCCUGUUGAUGAGCAGCCAGCUGCGAAGCACACGAAGGGGAGAAUGCCUGCCCCCGCUCGCCAGAACAUAAACAAGGACGAUGUUCUGUGGUGA
Penicillium daleae is the source of this 1893-nucleotide messenger RNA. RefSeq names its product DEAD/DEAH box helicase. Gene Ontology annotation, molecular function: ATP binding; RNA helicase activity; RNA binding. Gene Ontology annotation, cellular component: nucleus. The coding region runs from base 1 to 1893 and encodes 630 amino acids. The transcript is spliced from 9 exons. The record is from RefSeq and is a predicted model, not a curated record. NCBI's taxonomy places the organism in Eukaryota, Fungi, Ascomycota, Eurotiomycetes, Eurotiales, Aspergillaceae.